AUGGCAUUAGAGAUCAAGAAGUUGAGAGUCUAUGGAGAUUCGUCGAUCAUGAUUUAUCAAACUCAAGGGAAGUGGAAGAUAAAGGCAGAAAAGCUGAAGCCUUACCAAGAACAUUUGGAGAACUUGAUCAAGAGCUUCGAUGAAGUCACAUUCGAAUAUUUGCCAAGGGACAAUAACAGAUUCACCGAUGCCCUAGCUACUUUGGCUUUAAUGAUUGAAUGCACUCCAGAUACUCAAGUUCACCCAUUUUUGGUAGAUAGAAGGUAUGUACCAGCAUAUGAAGAGUCAGUAAAUGCUCUGACAACUGAUGGGAGGUCGUGGUCUGCACCCAUCACUGACUUCAUCAAAGAAAGGAAAUAUCCUUUGAAUUCCAUAGCCAGUGAACAUAAGAGGUUGCGGAAGCACGCCAAGCAGUUUGUGCUUCAAGGCGGCCUAUUAUACAAGAGGUCCUACGAUGGUAUAUAA
Telopea speciosissima is the source of this 465-nucleotide messenger RNA. RefSeq lists its product as uncharacterized. Gene Ontology annotation, molecular function: RNA-DNA hybrid ribonuclease activity; nucleic acid binding. The record is from RefSeq and is a predicted model, not a curated record. The transcript has a single exon. Bases 1 to 465 code for a protein of 154 amino acids. NCBI's taxonomy places the organism in Eukaryota, Viridiplantae, Streptophyta, Magnoliopsida, Proteales, Proteaceae.